Penicillium argentinense is the source of this 477-nucleotide messenger RNA. Its product is annotated as resistance to Congo red protein. Gene Ontology annotation, cellular component: intracellular membrane-bounded organelle. The record is from RefSeq and is a predicted model, not a curated record. Lineage: Eukaryota; Fungi; Ascomycota; Eurotiomycetes; Eurotiales; Aspergillaceae. The coding region runs from base 1 to 477 and encodes 158 amino acids. The transcript has 3 exons. Gene Ontology annotation, biological process: vesicle-mediated transport.
AUGGCGAUCCUUCCACGUUAUUACUGCGAUUACUAUGGCAACUGCUACGGCAACAACUGGGACCGCUGGGGUCGCUGGGUAGCAUUCGCAGUCAUCGUCGGCUGCGCAUUCCUGCUCUUUUUCGGUUUCGCCUGCUUCAACGCCCGUCGCCGCCGUCGUCACGGUCAACGUCCCUACACUGGAACCGCCUGGAUGGCACCACCCCCGGGUCCUCCUCCUCCAAACCAACCCUACUACCAACAACCCUACGGAGUCGAACCCAAUUUCCCUGCGCAACCGCCGCCCCAAUACUCUGCGAACCCCCAGCAGUACGGCUACUUCGGUGCUCAAAACCCACCUCAGCCACAGCAGAAUGGCAUCGAGCUGCAAUCACCCCCGAACGCGCACUACGCAGCCGGACCUGGAGCCCGCGAGUACGCCCCCCUGAAGGACCACCACCAGCUAAGGCCUGAGCGACACAUAGAAACAGGGGCAUGA